GCCAAUUCCUGCCAGAAUUUCAUUAUUUGUUGGCUACACUUUUGUUUGAUUUAUAAACCGAUAUUCAGUAUGUUUGGCUGCACCAUUUGCGACCACAGGAAGAGUGUGCUGAACACUCAGCCGGAGUUUGAGCUUCGACGCCUUAGGGCAAACACCAAUGAGAUGGAAAUCUAUGGUCUAUCCAACUAUUGCAAGAAUUGCCAGCGGGUUACCUUUUUUGUGAAUCCACAGGACUUUGAGGGCCCUUCGCGCGGCUCAUUGGCAUGGAAUAUUCUUUGUUUUGCGGCAGAAAAUUUGGGCAGGCUGCCGCCGACGCUGGACACAGAAGUGCAGUCAAAACUUUCGGAAAUAUUCCGUGAGACGGCUGGUCAGCUGCAUCAAGAUGCACAAGAAUCAUCCUCUGCGGAUCUGAGAACUCGAGCUACUGCUGUGCCGCAGGUUGAAGAGACAGAGGAAGAAGAUUCCUCCACGGAAGUGAGUGAAACCGAUUCGGGGGUCACACCGGUCAUAGGCGAUGUGCAGCACUCGGAGACCGAUUGUGUUAGUUCUCGCAGCGUAAAUGUGCUGUAUCGGCGACAACCGAAUCCACAUAAUAGAGAUCGUCCCAGCUCCACGCUGAAGAUCAGCGGCGUGGGACACUUCAGCGCAAGAGGGCCGCGACAGCAGCGCAAAAUGAAGGAGAACCGAAAGCGGCUCGAGGAAUUGUCCAGCAUAAUGCGUCACAUUGAAGCGAAAUCCAACAAGCUGAAGUCCGAAAUGGUGGAGCUGGAGGACAAGCAGCAGCAGGAGGCAACGGCGGAGCGAAAGUCGCGACGAAAACGCGUGGCUGCAGGCGGUUUGGUGCGCGGCGGUUCGUGGUGGCAGCGCGAGAACUUGGAGCGGGUUUUCGGCAAGUGGUCCACGGAGCAAAGGGACACCAGAAUCGAGGCAGAGGCCAAUAUUCUGCUGCAGGCCAUAAGGCCACGAGUUGGGGAUCAACGCAGACGGAAGGAUGAGGAUCAGGAAUCGGACAAAGAUUUAAGGGAGUGUCCCAAAGAGAAUCCUCCACAGUUGCUGCAGAUCUGCAGGAAGCCCAUAGUCUGUCCCAUUGAUGGAGAGUGCCAGCAACGCUGCUUUGUCUCGGACUUCAACACUCACGUGCAGCGCGAUCAUCAAAAUGUUAUGUUGGAGCGCAUCAAAGUGGGGCAGACAAAGACCUUCCUGCUGGAUCUGAGACUCACGAAGAGUCAGCCCAUGUGCCACAUGGUUUACUUUGUCAAGGAUCUGUUCAUCGACUCUCGAGGCGACAUGCUGCCCGUGCUCGUCAUGACUGCCCGCAGCCAUUACUGUGAUGUGUUUCCUGACAAGAUCAGCACCAAGGAUGCUGCCGCCCUGGAGGAUGAAGCGACGCAGUGUUUGCUCAUUUGGAUUUGCAGCUAUAAGCCCACGAAUGCCCAUGUAAGGGCCACACUCUCCGUGGAGGCCACGUGCGCCGACAUGGCCGACAGCCUGAUGGUGCGUACCACACCGGUCUACGAUAUGCGUGCGCCACAGGAUAUGCCCAGCAUUUUCCAGAGUCCUUCCACACUGGUCAUGCAAUACAACUUGGUUCGACGCAUCACACAGCGGGGCAAGCACUUACUCACCGUUAGGGUGAAGAUUGAGUAGCGAAUUUACUUAUUUUUGAUGCUAAAAUUUGAUGUGUUUAGGGAACUUUCAAGCUAGAAACAAUCCGCAUUGUAGCUACAUGAAAACUGCCGCCUCACAAUGCAUUCGAUUCCAAAUUGUACGAGUUUUUGUCUUCUGCAAAACCUCAU
Molecule: messenger RNA, 1796 nt
Organism: Drosophila guanche
Lineage: Eukaryota; Metazoa; Arthropoda; Insecta; Diptera; Drosophilidae
Exons: 2
Coding region: 70-1647 (525 amino acids)
Source: RefSeq, a predicted model, not a curated record